Molecule: messenger RNA, 3050 nt
Organism: Drosophila arizonae
Lineage: Eukaryota; Metazoa; Arthropoda; Insecta; Diptera; Drosophilidae
Gene: Phlpp
Product: PH domain leucine-rich repeat protein phosphatase
Cellular component (GO): cytoplasm
Molecular function (GO): protein binding
Source: RefSeq, a predicted model, not a curated record
UUUGCUCAUGCAUGCAGUGUGGUAAGUUGUUGCCAUUCGGACCUCAACUCCACCCACCUCGUCGAGUGCUAACGGAAAAACUAAAGGAAAAUACCAAUAAAGUAAACGAAAACGAAAACAAUGCUUAAGGCCGUAAAGAAAACGACGGAGGUAAACAAAUCGAAAUUAAAAGUUACGGCUAGUAAUGGCGACGAGACCAACAGCAACAGCAACAACAACAGCAACAGCAGCAACAACAACGAGAACAACAGCGCCUCAGAGUUGACCAUAAAACACGGCUCCAUCUCUGGCCAAAAAGCAGAAGUCGCACCAAAUGAGAGUCCCCCAUUGAAGAAGCUGAGCCUGAAGGGCAACCAACUGUGCGGCAGCAUUUUAAUAGGCAAUUACAACUACCUGACCCAAUUGGAGGUGUGCGAGAACGAAAUGGAAGUCUUGGACCUGAGCACCUUGGCACAGUUGGAGACGCUGAAGUGCAGCCGCAACAAGCUGAUUGAGCUCAUCAUAAAUGGCACCAGUCUGCAGACCCUUAUAGCGGAUCAUAACUGUCUGCAGAGCAUCUGCAUAUCGAAGUCGGUGCCAGAGAAGCUGCUGCAGCUGGACAUCUCUCACAACUACCUGAGCGCGCUGCCCCAGUGGAUCGGUGGCUGCGUGGCCUUGGAGACGCUCAGCGCCACGCACAAUCACUUGAGCCACAUCAAGGAGCUGCUGAGGAAUUACCGCAUCAGGUGCCUGCGCUCGCUGAAUCUCGCCUACAAUGCGCUGCAGCAGCUGGACUAUUUGCCGGAGGCCUUCUGCAGCGUGACGCAGCUGCAGCUGCAGAGCAACGAGCUGCAGCGGCUGCCGGACAACUUCUUUGCCGUGACCCAUGGCCAGCUGAGCUCGCUGAACGUCGCGUGCAAUCGACUGGCGCAGCUGCCGCGCUAUGAGCAGAAUAACAAUGCGGCACUGGAGGAGCUCUGCCUGACGGGCAACCAGCUGAAUGACAGCAUAUUCGAGCCGCUGCUGCACGCGGGCAGGCUGAAGGUGCUGCGACUGGCCCACAAUCGCCUGGGCGUGCUGCCAGCGGAGUGCGUGCGCAGCUGGCCGGAGCUGGAGGUGUUGGUGCUGUCGGGCAACAUGCUGCAGCAGCUGCCGGAUCAGGUGUCCGGCUUGAGUCAGCUCAAGGUGCUGCGCUGCUGCAACAAUCUGCUGCUCAGCACGCCGCAGCUGUCGAAGCUGAGCAAGCUGAAGAUCCUCGACCUGGCGCACAAUCACUUGGAUCGCAUCAAUCUGCUGUCGCUGGUGCCCUCGCGCAAUCUCAAAUAUCUGGACUUGUCGGGCAAUCUGCAGCUGCAGGUGGAUGAGCAGCAGCUGAAGGUCUGCCAGACGCAGAGUCAACGUGUCUGGAGCCUGGUCGAUGUCUCUGGCAACAAUCGCGCCGCCUUGCCCACCAGCACACGCCGCCUGCCCGUGGAGUAUAGCAAAGCGUCUGCACAGAAGACCAAGUCCCUGCCCUGGUCCUUGGGCUUUGCCGAAACGCCAGGCGAUGCACGCAAGCUGCUCGUCACUCAGCUGCGCGCGAGCCAGUUCAAUGGCAGCGAGGAGGCGCUCCUUGGCAUGUUCGAGUCGCAGACGGAUGCGCGACAGGCACAGCAAAUGGCGCAACUGGUGCCCGGCCUGCUCAAGCAGGAGCAGUCCCUCAAGGACUCCCCGCUCAACGACUACAUGAAGUACACGCUGCUGACGGCGCAACGGCAGUGCGGUGGAUGCCUGCGCAAUGCCACGCUCCUCCACCUCCUGCGGCAGCCCUCAAAGGUGCGCGCGCUCAAGUCCAAGCGCUAUAUCUUGCGCCUGGCCCACCUGGGGCACUUUGAUGCAUACCUGGUGCGACGCACAACCCAUCUGCGGCUCACUGAGUCGCAGGCCGACUGCGAUAGCCAUAAAUGCAACCAGGCAUCCCACACGCUGCCCGAUCCCGAGCUACUCGAGAUCACGCUGAGCAACGACGAUGAGUACCUGGUGCUGGGCAAUGAGCAGCUGUGGGCCGUGAUGGACAUUGCGCGUGCGGCACGGGAGAUCCGCAAGGAGGAGAAUGCUCUGUUGGCGGCCAAGCGACUGCUGGAAAUAGCGCAGAGCUUUGGCGCGACGGCGAAUCUGAGCGUGAUUGUGGUGCGCUUCAGUCACCUGAGCACCGACGUGGAUCAUCUGAUACGUGAGCUGAAGCAGAGCGUGCGCAAGAAGCCGGCGCUGGUGCCGCCGCAGCAGCCGGCCAGCCUGGCCGUGAGCAAGCGCACCUGCUGCGAUCGGAGUAAUGCGUGCCGGCAUCGCACCUUGGAGCAGGAGCUGCUGGCUGGCCGCUCCUCGCCCAGUGGCCAGAGCAAUCCGGAUUUGCUGAGCAAAGAUGCGACGGUGGCUAAGGACGAGUUCAUAUUGGCGCAUGCGCGCGUCCUGCAGGAGGAGCAGCAGCUGGAGAUGCUCGACGAAACGGAGUCCGUUCUGUCCGAGGAGCAAUUCAAGUGCUGGGAAUACAUGCUCGAGCAGAACACCCAGCUGCUGUUCGACAAGGAGCUGAACACCAUCUCGAAGUCAUUCUCCAAGCAGCGACUGCCCACAGCCAAGCUGACAGCGGCCGAUGGCAACGAUCUGAAGUCGAAUCUCAUACGCAACGUGGCCAACAAGUUCAUCUCGAGCAGCACGCCCCAGCUGACCCAGGCGCACGUGCCACUGAGUGCCUAUCAGCCUAUCAUGAAGCAGCUGCCCACCGAGUACUUUGGCAGCAUGCGCUCCUUCCAGCAGUCGCCCAACUAUGGCUACAAUCUCUUCGACGGCAAGUCACGGGAUGCCUACGCGAAGCUGGGCGGCGGGCCGCAUGCCGCCUACUUCGGUUCCCUGCAGCGACGUAUGCCCUGCAAUCUGGAAUACGACUUCCCAGUGACGCAGGAGAGGGAUCACAAUAUUCUGGACGAGGAGGAGCUGGACGAGGAUGGCUUUACGGAGCACGAGAGUCGCAUGCGCAAGUACUGGGGCGUGGCCACCACAGAGCUGUAGGAGAAGGUCUCUUAUCUAUAUUA